GCGAGACUGAGCCGGGAGCACCUCCCGGUGGGACCGAGCCCCCGGGCAUCCCCGACAGCAGCGAGCCCCCAGGUAAUGCUGAGCAGGCGAGCGGCCCCCAGUGCGCCGAGCCCCCGGGCAUCCCCACCGCACCGAGCCCCGGGUGGUACCUCCCGGUGGUACCGAGCCCUGGUGGUACCGAGGCACCGGGCAGCCCUGGGCGUUGUGGAGCGGGUGAGAACCCCUGGCAGCGCUGAGCUGUGAGAAGCACCGGGCACCCCCGAUGGUACCGAGCCCCGGGCAGUACUGAGCCAGUGAGUGCCCCAGCUGGCACCGACCCCCGGUGCCCACGGGGGGCACUGAGCCCUGAGCAGUCCCGGUGACACCCAGCCACUGGGCAUCCCUGGGUGCCACCAGGGCAGCGAGCACACCUGGGUGGUGCUUAGCCCCAGGCACUGCUGGUGGCACUGAGCCCCGGGUGGCAUCCAGCUCCUGAGUCUCCCUCAGUGGCACCAAGCUCUGGGUGUUCCCACACCAGUGGGCAGCCCUGGUUUCCCCCAGACCAGUGGGCACUCCUGGUGGCACCAAGCCCUUGGUGGCACUGAGCUGGUGGGCAGUCCUGAUGCUGCCAAUCUGCCGGUGGUACCCACCUGUGCUGAGCCUGAACGCCCUUGGUGGCACUGAACUCUGGGCAUCCUCUCGUGGCAUCAAGCUGGUGGGUGGCACUCUUGGAGCUGUGGGUUUCCUUGGUGGGGGCACUCCAGCCCACACCCUGCCAUUGGCGCUGCCUGGGAGCUUGGCUGUCACCAGCAGGCCAGGGUCUGGCUCCAUCCCUCUUCCCAACCUCCUCCAUUUUAGGUAUUUCUCAGCUCGGGGCUUCUCAGGGAGCAGGAGGCAGGGUCAGGAUCCUGGGGCCUCCCCCAUGGAGGUCCUGGGCUCUGGGCCUGCUGCCCUGGGGCAGACUGGCACAUGAUGGGCAGGGCUGUGGUUACAGACGCUGCCUUGCUCCCAUCCUGCAGAUGGGAGAGGGGAGGCCCCACCACCCAUGGAUGCCCCGGGAAGGGGGGCUCUGUGUGCCCAUCUGCUGGGUCAUGCAGGGCCCCGUCCCCCCAGCCCUUGGCCCUGCCCGGGCCCGUCCCAGCCAGCGUCACCCGUGGGAUGCUCUGAGUCAGCAGGAGUCUGUGCUCCAUCCUGCCCUCGGGGAGCCCCCAGCCUGAGUGGGGUGUCAGGGAUUCAAUCCCCCCUUGCCAGCGCUGCCAUCCUGGUGAUGAAUAUUCUGGACUCUGCCAGAACUGACUGUGAACGCUGGCUGCACUGGGGCCAGCGUGGGGGCCGAGGUCUCCCUGCCAGCCCCUCGUUUCCAUCACCAGUCCCAGACGCUCAGGACCAAGCGUGUGCACACGCAUGUGCACGUUCAUGUGUGUGCACACGUGUGUGUGCCUGCACAGCUGCUCCACCCCGGCCUGGCCGCGCUUGCUGUCGGCACAACCAUGAGCUCACAGCAUCAUCCCCAGUGCCCUGCCCGCCCCGUGCCCCCUGCCCCGGCCGCCACCCCCUGCCAGCCCCAUGCCGGGGCCGGAGCGUCCCGCCGCACGGUCCCCCACCGGCGUGUCAUGUCCGAUCAGCGGCCAGGCGGGUGCCUGGGGCGAGGGGCUUUGUGCCCGGGCAGCGUGGCUGCACAAACCCCCCCGGCCGCGGUGGCCGAGCCCAUUCAGCUCCAGCGGCCUGCGGCUAAUCCGAGCUGAUGCCUGGCUGCGUGGCGCGGGCGGUGUCCGGUCGGGGUUUUUUGGAGAAGCCCAGCUCCCUGCUCCGCUGGGGCAGCAGGGCACCUCUCCCAAGGGACCCCCGGCUUGUCCUGCCCGGCAGGUUCCUGCGGGACGACUACUCCAUCCAGGUGGCCAUCAAUGACUACCUGGACAUCUACUGCCCGCACUACGAGGGGGCGGUGCCCGCCGGCCGGGCUGAGACCUUCACGCUCUUCAUGGUGGAUCGGGAGGGCUAUCGCGGCUGCUACGAGACCCCCGGCGCCUUCAAGCGCUGGGAAUGCAACCGGCCCCGGGCGCCCUUCGGGCCCGUCCGAUUCUCCGAGAAGAUCCAGCGUUUCACCCCCUUCUCACUCGGCUUCGAGUUCCAGCCGGGGGAGACCUACUACUACAUCUCCGUGCCCAGCCCAGAGAGCGCCGGGCGAUGCCUGAAGCUGCGCGUCACCGUCUGCUGCCGAGGCACUACGCCAGAGCCGGUGACAGAGGUGCCGAAUUCGCAGCCCCGAGGGCGCGGGGGCCCCGAAGAUGUGGCUCCUGCCCGGGGCACCGCGGUCCCAUCACAGCCCUGCACCCCAUGCCUGACGCUCGUGCUCCUGGCCCUGCUCUGGAUCUGACCCCGGCGCUGCCCCUGGCGGGGGGAUGGGCUCCUCUGCCCCAACGCCGCUUCCAGAGUCUUCCUCCCAGCCAAACCCCCGAGCCCGUGGGGCAGCCCCAGGCCAUGACCCGCCUGCUGGACCUCCGCAAAGCCGAGCUGGGGCCGGGAGCUCCGGACUGGAAGGGCCAUCGCAUCGCCGCACGUCGGGAUUCCCGCGAGUCCUCGCGCUGGGAUUGCCACACCCCGGCACUGCCCCAUCGGCCACCGGCCCGGCGCUGGGGUCCCCUCAGCGAACGCCUGCUCUGCCCCACGGCCAUCACCUCAUCUCGUGCCUUUCCCCACGGACCCCCUCCCCUGGGGCCCAGGGACCCCCGACCCCGGAGCGGGGCAGCAGCUCCGAUGGCGGCAUCCGCCGCUGCUGUGUCCUCCUUCAGCGAGGACACGCUGAUCUGUCUUCUGGGAAGACGCCUUCCUCCGUGCCCUCGGUUUGGUUUUAACCCUUGGUAGUGACUGAGCAAUACAAUAUUUGCAAGAUC
Messenger RNA from Haemorhous mexicanus (house finch), 2873 nucleotides. RefSeq names its product ephrin-A4-like. Gene Ontology annotation, cellular component: plasma membrane. The record is from RefSeq and is a predicted model, not a curated record. Gene Ontology annotation, biological process: ephrin receptor signaling pathway; axon guidance. Lineage: Eukaryota; Metazoa; Chordata; Aves; Passeriformes; Fringillidae. Gene Ontology annotation, molecular function: ephrin receptor binding.